AAACAAUUUUUUGGACGAAGACUUCCGCACGCCGGAUCCGUCGUGGGGGUGUGUGGCUGUUUGGCAACGCUUACCCCACUCUGGUUUUUUUUGCGGAUUGAGUAGUGGUGGUGGUUGGUGGGUGGGUUGGUGGGAGGGGGUGGUGCGCACAGAACCGGUUCGGAUUAUCACUUGUCACCGAUGACGCUCGUGACCCUGAUGCGGGUAUCGAACCUGGGUGGCUGGGGUUCGUUGCGCUGCGUGCUACCCCCCCCCCCCCCAACCCAAACCGUGCGUUCCGCAGCUCCACCGCAAAGCGAUAGACGGCGGUGGAGGAGCGUACCGAAACGUCACCCCGUGGCUGGCCUCACACACGUGUCUGAUGAUGAAUCCACGUGGAGCCGUGCUACGCUCGCCCGGCCAGCCCCAUCUAUAUAUUCACCUCCCCCCACUGAGCUCCCAGCGGCAGUGAACGCAAGCCCUCCCCGCCACCGGGACCCUCUCUCUCUCUCUCUUCAGAAUCCAUCUCGGAGAAAGUCGAUGCACGCGCGUGUGUGUGUGUGGGGCUAAAACCACGGCACAACCAGCGUCGCAACCACACGCACACUCUCUAGAAUCGCACCGCGGAUGCUACGUCGUUGAGAUCAUCAUCAUCAACAUUGCUAUCGUGAAAAGCCCCAUUAUUGUCACCACUCCAACUAUCAGCAGCAGUAUCACGAUCAUUUGUGCCAUCACCAUUGUCAUCACCCAGCAGCACCGUUAUCGCUACCAUCAUCAGCACUGUCAUCAUCAUCAUCACCACGACCACCACCGUCACUAUCAAUAUCAUCAUCAGCAGCAUCAUCUCUCUCGCGUUUGAAUGCAGCCAUGUUCCGCGCCGCGCUGUACCAAAGCCCCUUGCUUCAGACCGACCUACAGCUGCAGUCCGUGGCCGCUGCUGCGGCAGCUGCUGCUGGCUAUGCGGGAGACAGCAACAGCAGCGGCGCUUCCGAGGAAGACAUCGGUGACUGCAACAACCCGAGCCAAGACGACUUGAGCUGCAAGGAGUCGGGAAGACGCGCGCAUCAGUGGAGCAGCACGAGCCUGCAUCUGCAACACAAUCAUAACCAUCAUCAUCAGCAGCAGCAUCAUCAUCAUAAUCAGCAGCAGCAGCAGCAACAGCAGCAGGAGGUGAUGGUGCCGUGCGGGCCGCAGAGGCGAGCGGCCAAUGCCCGCGAGAGGGACCGAACGCAAUCCGUGAAUUCCGCCUUCACGGCGCUGCGGACCCUCAUCCCCACCGAGCCAGCCGACAGAAAACUCUCAAAGCUGGAGACGCUGCUGCUGGCGUCAAGCUACAUCGCGCACCUGGGCAACACCUUGCUGGCCGGGCAGCCUUGCGGGCAGCAGCAGCAGCAGCACGGCGGAGGGGGAGGAGGAGGAGGAGGCGUGCAGGUCACCCGAGCGAUGCAGGGGUCGACAGCAGCGGCGGCGUCGACCGCGGCGAGUAUCUGCGCAGGGGAGCCGCGGAUUAUCUGCACCUUCUGUCUGAGUGACCAGCGCCGAGUGGGCAGGGAUGCUCCUAGGAAAGGCUGCAGCCAGCGAUGACCUGGACGGACGCUACCUUUCUCGGAAACCCACGGCAAUUUGCGGACACUCGCGAAUAGAGAGGACGGUAUAAAAUGCUGACGCAACGGACUCCCGUGACACACGGGAACGCACCGCGUGUGAUCGCGAACGCGCGUGCGUCUUUGUCGCCACCCCAACGGCGUAGCUGUCGAGUGCACAGGCGGUGCAAUUGCACCGGGGCCCCGUGGGCUUGACGGGGCACAAAUUCUGAGAUACGAAGAAGGGAAAAGGCGGACACGUGGAGGCCCCCAUUUCACUGCUUGCGCCAGGGCCCGUGCCAACCACGCUACACGCGCUACUGGGUGACCCCCAACGGUGCAUGGGGUCAAGUGAUCCUCCUGCCGUGGACAUUUGAACCUCCGUCUGUUGGAGCCAGCACUAAGAGCCCUUCUACAGUGAACGACACUUCCUGGAGGACCUCAAACGUGCGUGAGAAACCUGCCUGCGGCCAUCGCAGACUGACGACGUACAACAACAACAAAAACCCUGCAACGCAUUUUAGCCAAGCGCUGGAACAAAGUGUGCCCGUGCACGGCCGCGGAUUUUCCUACGUCUUAUGAUUUAUUUGCUGUUCCAUUGUCGGCAGCGACAACUUGCCACCGGCUUCAACCGGUGGCGGUUAUCCCGAUGAUCAGCUGGCUGAUUUAUAGGUCGCGAGGUUUUUAAGUGCUUCAUGUUACCUGACGUGGAACGAUGAUUGACGUCGCCAUUCAAUCGUGUUAUUUUGAAUACGUUGGUUCUGGUAUUCCAAUGUUGUCGUGCCUGCCUUGCCUCUUGCAAUAAAAUAUACAAGUCCUGUUUAGUACAAGAAGCUCUGCCACCAGCCAGGGAACACUUGCCCGAGUGUGCGAGAGGGCCUUAAAACGCCAGGUGCUUCGACCGUUUCACAGUAAACAUUAAGAAACAAACUUGUCUGGGAUUUUUGGCCCAACACUUUAUGUUUGAGGUUUUAUUAGGUUUGAGUGAAGUGGUUUACGAACAGAUGGGUCACAGAUGCCCCUGAAGAGGCGGGACCUGUCACCAUGGGGUGCCAGCUAAUAUAUUGCGCAACGUCGAUUCCCACAUCAUCAUACAAGUUAAAACUACCUUUUGACGAUAAUGUAAUCGUACACUGGGUUUAGCUCCUCCCUCAUUCCGAUGUCACAGAGGAGAUUGAAGUUCACAGGUGUGCGGUUUGUCAUCGCCUGCUUUGUUAAAGCAAUACUAACAAUACACGUGUCUUUUCGUACAGCUGAGUUGAGAAGCUUACUGCCGAGAUAACUUGCAAACUGCUUAAUUGGACUAACGUUUACCAAUAAUGAAAAACUAACGGAAUUGAUGGAAAGGUGGCUGAAAGUAUGGAAAAGGAGAAGGAAAUAAUAAAAAAAUUGGGGCGACGGGGGGGGGGAAUAACAACUAGCCUCUCUUUCUGUGGAAAUUUAAAUACCCUUGGACCAAAGUUUAAGCUGAAAACGUUUAGUCUCCCUUGGUGAUUGGGAAAAGAAAAAAAUAGUUAUGGGCCUGCUACCAAAUCAUCACAGCCCAUUAAAGCUCGGAGCAGUGCUCUUUGUCGAAAGAAUUCAAGCUGAAAACAACACGAAUCUCAAACUGCUGCUGGGAAUCCAAACUGCCCAGUGAUAAAUUGUGAGGGUUCUGGGAACAGACGGAUCCGGAAAGGCUCUGCCAGUGUGGCCAAGUAUCGGACUCUGUGGCACACUGUAACAUAAGUUUUCCAUCUUGGGCCAAAUUUUGAGAGAUAAAAAAAUGAAGAGAUGUCCUCAAGUGUGCUGUUAAUAACUUUCCUGGCCUUACAGAACAUUAUUAUUUUUAUUUGGUUAAAAAGGGUCCCUUUGGCAAUAUAGUUGAGGCAAAUAUCUUUAGCGAGCAGUCUCGCGAUGGGAUUUGAACUCGUUGCUUUAUGUUCACGAGAAAAAAAACGGUUUGCUUACACAGGAAUUCCAAAACCUUCACCACCCGAACAUUGGUCUACCUUUCCACGUUCACCGAUCUUUUCCAGCGACAUUGCCGAAGGUCGUUACAAUCCCAACAUCUGACAGGUGGUAAACGUGGUGAAAGAGUGUAAAGCUCGUUGAGUUAGAGAAGCACCGUGAAAAUUCAUCCUGACAUAGAAAACUAAAGUAAAUUGUUGUUUUGGUGGUAGUGCACAGGUUGCACAUCUCGAUUAUAUAAAAUUAUUAAGCAUUCAUUAAAAUAUAUUGUGAAAUCAGCCAGGCCCCUAUAGUUCUUCUUAUGGGAUAACACAAUUACAUUAUUUACAACAACAAAAACAUCCGCUUGCAACUACUUAAAACGUAACACAAAUGGAUUAUGAUCAAUUCAAUUUGUAAAAGUUGAUUGACAGAAAUGCAUGCAAUCAUUCCAGUGCAACACUUUAGUUUGCCUCGAAUAGUUGAAUUUGGAAUGUCCGCGCAUUUAUUUGCGCGCGAUGCCCUAAACCUAUCCAGCGCGUGACUUCAUUUCACCACGGCCUCGACCGCCAACGCGGGGCCCGACGCUUUCAAAUGACCCGCUUCGUUUUGCCUUUCGCGCCCGUCCACCAGAGCCAAAUGCCCUUUCCAGCGCUCACAGGUCGCCCGCUGCGAGAUUUUCGCACAGCACGGGGAGCUUUCGUCGAGCACGGUCGGCCUCCGUGCCGCGCCCGCAGUCGUCCAGCAUCGUGGCUCACCGCCACGUGGCCAGCUUGAACAACCCUUGACCUGCUGACUUUGGGUGCCGAAGUCGAUGCGGGAGUCGUUCCACGUGGUCCGCCCCGCGACUGCUGCCCUCCCCCCCCCCCCGUGGAGAAGUUGUCCCGCUCGUCUCGAGGCCCACGCCGAUCUCAGCACACAGGCAGCGUCACCGUCGCCGCCGUCGCUGCCGCGUCUCCUCUGGCGUGGUUGCGACCCGAGUUCCGUUGACGCUCACGGGCCAACACCGGUGACAAUUCGCUGAACUGGUCCCGGGCCUCCUCUAGGUCGACUCAGCUUCCCUCGAAUGAGUACCUGGUGUCACGUGUUAACGUCGCCACUUGGGAGACAUUUUUGGCUGCGAGUCGUACGAAUACGGUUCGCCAGGAAAUAUAAAUGAUCCAAUAACUUUUUUUUCCAUCACUGCAAUCAUCUUAUCUCGAUUAAUUGGGUACAAGAAGGGAAUAUUUUUCACCUGGCAUCAACAUUGAGUUUCUAAUUUUAGCUCCACGCUCAAGUCACUUAUUUUGCUGCUUGGGCCUCUUGCAGUGACUUAGAAGGAGCGGCUGCAGUGACUACAAGGGCCUGUUGCAGCGACUUACAGGGGCCUGUUGCAGUGACUACAAGGGCCAGUUGCAGUGACUUACAGGGGUCUGUUGCAGUAACAGAGGAGACUGAGGUGUGUGCGUGGUUGCCCACCAAAGGUAUUUGAAAGUCCUCAAUCAGCCCCUCAGCUCGGGAAAGACUAUCCAGCCAAUAUUUAAACAUUAAAAUGUAGCCACAGUAUAUAGCAAGACAAACACACAGAUUCCGGGUGAGAGAAAAUACAUCCAGGCAAUGCGGAAGGUCACAAUCAACUAUUGGCAGCAGACUUUACAACACCGGCAGUACCAAUGCAUGCCCGUGUACUUUAAAGGGCCCGUGGCAAUCCUCGCGAGAGCAAUCCGUAGUGUGCCGAUGUUGGUCAGUCGCAAACGCAACCCUCGGGAUCGACGCCUUCCCCCACACUGGGGGUUGUUUGACCAUUCACCACGCUGGUCGUGUUCAGGUUGGUGGUGAAGGGGGCUGGGGGAGGGAGCCGCCCAGGACCGGUUCGGAUAUCACUCGGCACCGACGUUAGCCGUGGCUCGGGAUUGAACUCGGGUCAGCAGGUUCAUAGUGCAGUGCGUGAAUCAUUGCGCCACGACUCCCCCUUGACAUCUGGUCACGAGAUUAUAUUUUUGGAACGUGUCUUUGACGAAGGGUUAUUCUCUCUGUAUGAUGUGCAGAUCUGUUAACGAUUGAUGCUGUUUUGUUUCAAGAGGCCUAUUUUUAUUUUAUUUUUAUUCCUUGUUUUAAUUAUGCCUUUUGUUGCAGUUAAGAUUAUUGUGUGAUGCUAAUUGCUUGCAAUAGCUUUAUAAUUCAAUGUAUGUGGAAUAAAUACAAAAUACUAUAUUUUACGAAUGUUGAAAUAAAAUAAAAAAAACUUUAUCCUGA
Molecule: messenger RNA, 5726 nt
Organism: Petromyzon marinus (sea lamprey)
Lineage: Eukaryota; Metazoa; Chordata; Hyperoartia; Petromyzontiformes; Petromyzontidae
Product: basic helix-loop-helix transcription factor scleraxis-like
Biological process (GO): regulation of transcription by RNA polymerase II; developmental process
Molecular function (GO): DNA-binding transcription factor activity, RNA polymerase II-specific; protein dimerization activity; RNA polymerase II transcription regulatory region sequence-specific DNA binding
Source: RefSeq, a predicted model, not a curated record